AUGGACUUCAACCACCUCAUGGUCCCAUGUCUUGCGAAAGCUUUUUCUGGUGCUUCUGCACUUACUAGUCAGGGUCGCCACUCAGCUGUUUUGCCCGGUGCUCCCCUCCUCUGGCCACGAUCACAGGUUGGACCGAGAGGAUCGACAAUUUCCUCAGCGAUGGUUGAUUACCAAAUGACAAUGCCACACUCAGGACGGGUUCUUGAGCGCGCUGCUACGAUCGGGGAAAUGGAAAGGCCCCUUACUGUCAGGGGAAAGGAAUGGGGAUCCAGGGGACCCGUUAGUACAGCGACCACCAAACUCCAAAGAGAGCUCAGAGGGCUAGAAACCGCGAUGAGAUCAGGAGCCGAAGGUGUCGCAUCGAUUGUUGUGUUAUCCCCCGGCGGAACAAACCUUCUGUACAAGCUAGGAACCGACGACGGCGUUUAG
Messenger RNA from Penicillium canescens, 429 nucleotides. RefSeq lists its product as uncharacterized. Lineage: Eukaryota; Fungi; Ascomycota; Eurotiomycetes; Eurotiales; Aspergillaceae. The record is from RefSeq and is a predicted model, not a curated record. Bases 1 to 429 code for a protein of 142 amino acids. The transcript is spliced from 2 exons.